This is a messenger RNA of Drosophila navojoa, 1861 nucleotides long. RefSeq lists its product as uncharacterized. The record is from RefSeq and is a predicted model, not a curated record. NCBI's taxonomy places the organism in Eukaryota, Metazoa, Arthropoda, Insecta, Diptera, Drosophilidae.
AUAUUCAUGUGAAUAAAUACAUACAUACAUAAAUAUAUAACUACCAAUCCUAUAAAGCACAUACUACUCCAAAAUGCCUUGCUAUAAGCGGAACAGACCACCAUCAAAACGCCAGUUGCGCGACAGGAAGCGGACUCUGGUGAAGCCGGUGCGUCCUCGAGAUCCCAAUGUGCAUGGACUCUUAAGCUACUCGCACGCAGCCCAGCAUCUAAUAUUUGACGAGAAUUGGACGCCCAGCUCGAUCACCGAGCAGUAUACAUUCAUCAAUAGUCUGCUGACUUCUCGGCUCAUCUACAACAAACAUGAGAAGGAGACCCUGGUGAGUCGUCUGCAUCAGACGACCGAGCGCUUGAAGGAAGAAUGCAUGAAUGGGCGGCUCAAGCUGCAGAAGAUUUCGGUGGGCAACAAUGCCCACGAGAUACGCAACAUGCUGAACAAUCACAGCAGCCUACAGCGUCUCUAUCAGAGGAUGCCCAUCCAUCUGGUCGCGGACAACAUCAAUCAGAGCACAUUUGUCAUGCGCAAGGAGCGGGAUCGUCUGCAGGCUCGCUUGGAGCAGCUGAAGCAAAAGCUGAAUGAUUUACUUAUAGAGCGUGCCAUUGUGGAAAACCGCAUCAAAUAUGAGAAUGAGUUUGUCUUGGAGGAGGAACUCGUGUCUCGCAUGUUGCUGAAGAAAAUCGAAAACUCGACUGUGAGGUUCAGGGCGAUCAAAACGAUCAACACAACAUAUAAGAAAAUGGUGCAGGUGCUGCUGCAGGACGAGAUAUUCUAUGAGCCCAUCUUGAGUUCCCUCGAUGAUGACAUCGCUGAGCAGACGCAUAUGAUCAAGUACAUCAUUUAUCUGGGCCUGCCUGUCAUAAGCAAGUUUAAGGUGCUCAACAAGGAGUUUCGACGCUUGGAGGAAAAGUCGCGAGUGGACUAUGCGGCCAAGGUGAAGCUGCUUGCCGAUUUGAAGAAGCCGCGGGUUUUCGUUCCGACCAAGGACUUGCAGGAUAUUGUGGGAAACUCGAGAAAGGAUCGCUAUUUGCGUGAAACGAAAAGCAUGGUGGAACUUAGGAAAGAACUGCAGAGAAUCGAGAAGAUCAUCAAGGAAUUAAAGUUUACAACACUUUGCUCGCAAGCAAAAGAGAUUUACUUACGCGCGAAGACUCAGAUGGAAAACAACAAGAAUCUGACUCAGCAGAUUCAGUUUGAUCUAAUGAGUCGGGAAAUGCUCCGUAACAAACUAAAAUAUUCGGGUGUACUAGAAGGCGUACUGUUGAACAAUCUAUCCGAGGAGGAAGUAAAUCGUUUGGAAUACAUUCGUUCAUUGAAAGCCACAUUGACUGCAGACAAGGAAUUCCAGCAAAGUAGUGUGGACCAUAUAAGAAAUCGUGCGAAUGCCUACGUAAUGCUACGCGUUAGUCUCUGGAAUCUCGUUGAAAUAUUGAGGCACAUCGAUCACAGCCCCUUUAUGAUUCGACGUGCCUAUCCCAACUCGUAUCUGAAAUUGCCGCUCCUCAAAUUCGAAUUGUUCGACAUGUUAGCGGUCAACCCACCGCUUUACGAGGAAGAUGUUGACAAGAUCAUGCAUUUGCUCAAGCGUAAGCUCUACAAGCUGAUGAAGGGCUACGAGAAGCUCGCCGAGGCGAAUAACCGCGAGACAGUGAGCAGCUUUAGAGAGAAGUACCACAAACGCUUCCUGGCCACUCGCGUAUACAGCGACACACAGGGCACCGAAGGCGACAUGAAGGUGGUCGACUACGAUGACGGCAAAGUCUACCUGAGUGUGCCGUCACGCAAACAGAUUAAGACGUGGAGCGCCAAGGUGGUAGAGGAAGCGAAAGCUCACGAAGAGUACUAAGGGAUAUAAAUGAAUAGG